This is a messenger RNA of Lathyrus oleraceus (garden pea), 1756 nucleotides long. Its product is annotated as RING-H2 finger protein ATL11. NCBI's taxonomy places the organism in Eukaryota, Viridiplantae, Streptophyta, Magnoliopsida, Fabales, Fabaceae. The transcript has a single exon. Bases 364 to 1491 code for a protein of 375 amino acids. The record is from RefSeq and is a predicted model, not a curated record.
CAAACACAUUCUUAAUAAAAUAAGAAAUACUAAUCAAAUCUCUUCUAUGCAAAGGCAAAUCCAUUGGGACAUCUUCAAAAUUUAAAAAGUAAUAAAAACAUGGAGCCAAACCAUUCUAGAUAGUUGAACAACAAUUCCCUUACUAUAAAAAAAGUCAAUGCCUCAUUUUUCUAAUUUUUCUCUUGCCCUUUAGUAACAAAACAAAAAAGAAGCAAAUCAUAAACAAUCACAAAAAGAGUACAAAGGAGUAAUUAGCGGGGUACUAUAUAUCACUAAUAUUUAGGAUUAGCAUUAGAAACAGAGUUCUAAUUAUUUUUCUUUGCUUGCAAUAGCAGCAAAUGAAACCUACCUAAAAUAACCCUCAUGAACACUUUCCCUCUCAAAUUUCAUUUCAAUUCCAAUUAUGCCCUUCCCUACCUCCUCCUUCUUUCCACCACCCUCUUUCCACCGCCGGCCACCGCACAGAUUCCGAAAUACCUCCCACCGCCACCGGCAGGCAAAAUAUCCGCGCUCAAAUUCGACAAAUCCAUGGCCAUCGUGCUAGUUAUCUUAGUCGUCGUGUUUUUCAUCCUCGGUUUCCUCUCCGUCUACACUCGCCAGUGCGCAGAACAGAGGAUGAGAGGAAGAUUCGACCUAUCGGUUCCGAUCGUCGGUAGCCACCGGAGACACCGUGGACUUGACUCCGAAAUCAUCGCAACUUUUCCUACCUUCGUUUACUCCGCCGUGAAAGGACACAAAAUCGGAAGAGCUGCGCUAGAAUGCGCCGUGUGUUUAAACGAAUUCCAAGACGACGAAACGCUGCGUUUGAUUCCUAAUUGUAGCCACGUGUUUCAUCCUGAAUGCAUCGAUGCUUGGCUUGUUAAUCACUCCACUUGCCCCGUGUGUCGGGCGAAUUUAAUUCCAAAACCCGGUGACACUUCUUUCGUUUCGGUUCUAAUUCCGGAUCCGGAUAUAUCCGAUUCAGAUGACCCGACCCGAAUUAAUAUUGAUUCGGAAAACAACAACCUUUCAUCUCGUUCUCCUUCUCCUAAGGUGAAUUUCAAUUAUUCAGUUACAGUUACACCGAACCGGAUCCGACCGGUUCGGUCAAGUUCGACCGGUUUUAAAAUUGGAAGUUGGUUUUCACGGUCACAUUCCACGGGUCAUUCUCUGGUUCAAGAAGGGGAGAAUCACGAGCGGUUCACGUUGAGAUUACCGGAGGAGGUGAGGAGCCGGUUGGUGGGUUCGACUCCCAGCCACGUGGUGAGUUGUGGUGUUACUUUUACACGAGAAGGUAGUGGGAGGAGGGGUUUCAGAACGAGGAGUGUGGGAAGUAGUGCUCCUGGGAGGAAUAAUGAGUGGUUCAACCGGCCGGACCGGAGGGGAUUUUCUUGGACGCCACCGUUUAUGGGUCGAACCGGUUCAAGUUGGUUGAAGAAUAAGUCACCGGGGAAACUGGAUGAUGUGGGAGAACGGUCUUCUGAACGGUUGUUUGCAGGUAAUCAGGUUUAGUGGAAUAGAUUUUAUUUGAUAAAAAUGAAAAUAGUUUUUUUUUAUUUACCUUUUAUUGUUUUUAUUUAUCGUUAAAAGUUGGAAAUACACAUGAAUCUGGUGAAGAAAGGUUUGGUGUUCAUAGAAAUAGGAUGCGUUUAUUUAUUUAAUUUAAAUUUACUUUCAGAAUUCGAAGAUUGUUUAUGAAGUGGAUAGAAUUUUUUCUUGAAUGUGGUGUUACAAUUUUAAAAAAAUUAAUUUAAUGACGUUAUUAUCAUUUGUUGUA